Protobothrops mucrosquamatus (brown spotted pit viper) is the source of this 2790-nucleotide messenger RNA. Its product is annotated as basement membrane-specific heparan sulfate proteoglycan core protein-like. NCBI's taxonomy places the organism in Eukaryota, Metazoa, Chordata, Lepidosauria, Squamata, Viperidae. The record is from RefSeq and is a predicted model, not a curated record. Gene Ontology annotation, molecular function: cell adhesion molecule binding. The transcript is spliced from 18 exons. The annotation marks the transcript as partial. Gene Ontology annotation, cellular component: cell-cell junction. Gene Ontology annotation, biological process: cell-cell adhesion.
GAGGACCCGGGGGCGUGAUACCCCCCAAGGCCGUUAUCCAGGGCGGGAUCCUGCGCUUCCCUGCGGUUGAGCCUGCCGACGAGUCCCAGUACCUGUGCCGAGUGCGAAACAGCGUCGGGCAGCAUGUGGCCCGAGCUUUCCUGCAGGUGCAAAGUACCAGUGUCCCCCAAGUGCAGGUGAGCCCCGAGCGGACGGAGGUGCAGGAAGGCAGCACCGUCAGACUGUACUGCCGGGCGGCGGGCUCCCCAGCGGCCACCAUCACCUGGGAGAAAGAGGGCGGCAGCUUGCCUCCACAGGCGCUUCCUGUCUCCGGGUUCUUCCACUUCCAAAGUGGCAGCCGGGAGGCCGUCCGGCAGCGAAUACAGGUGUUCCAGCAGUCCCACUCGGAGAGAACGGACAUCUCCACCCUGGUGAUUCCCUCCAUCACGGCCGCCGACGGAGGGGUGUACCUAUGCGUGGGCAGCAGCCCGAUGGGAGUCGGCAGAGCCCGCAUUGAAGUGGUGGUCAUUCGGGCACACGGCGUCUCGCCGACGGUCAAGAUCGAAGCUUCCUCUUCUUCGGUCACAGAAGGCCAGUCCUUGGACUUGAACUGCGUGGUGGCCGGUCACCCUACAGCCUCCGUCACCUGGUACCGGCGGGGAGGGGCCCUGCCAGCCAACCACCAGAUCCAUGGGGCCCUCCUGCGAAUCUUGGAGGUCUCUGCCGCUGACUCCGGGGAAUACGUCUGCCGCGUCAGCAACGGAGCUGGCCCGAAGGAAGCCUCCAUCAAGGUGACCAUCUCCCAGGGGCAAAAGAAGCUGACCUGUUUUCUGACUUCUUCAGGGCCGUCCCCGGUCAGGAUCGACUCUGCCUCCUCGUCCAUCACCGAGGGUCAGGCUUUGGACCUCACCUGCCAGGUCACGGGCCUCUCGCAGCCCAGGGUCACUUGGUACAAGCGGGGAGGGGCCCUCCCGGCUAAUCGCAAGAUUUCUGGGCUCCAUUUGAGGAUUCUGAAGGCCACGGCAGCGGACUCGGGCGAAUACGUGUGUCGGGUGAUGGACGGUGACAGCGGCAUGGUUCAAGAGGCCUCCAAAGUGAUCACCGUGCACAGCAGCUCCCAAACCUCGGGAGGAGUCGGACCCCCGCUAUGGAUUGAGCCUUCGUCACCCUCCAUCGUCCAAGGAGAAGCUUUGGACUUGAACUGCGUUGUGGCCAGCCAAACCAGCGCUACCAUCACCUGGUACAAACGAGGCGGAUCCUUGCCAGCCGGCCACCAGGUCUCCGGUUCCCACCUGCGCAUCGCCCGGCUCUCCCCGGCUGACCUUGGGGAAUACGUCUGCCGUGUCAGCCUGGGUUCCCUCACCCGAGAAGCUUCCGUCCUCGUCUCCCGCGCCCGCUCCUCCUCCAGUAGGUGUGGGGCUCCUGCCUUUGGCGUGGCUCCUCCCGUGAGGAUCGAGGCCUCGUCAGCCGUCAUCGCUGAGGGACAAACGCUGGAGCUGGACUGCGUGGUUUCCCGCCCGGAGCAAGCCAUGGUUACCUGGUACAGACGGGGUGAAGCCCUGCCAGCCCAUCACCAGGCCUUGGGAACUCGCCUGCGGCUGGUCAAGGUCUCUCCCGCCGACUCUGGAGAGUACGUUUGCCGGGUCAGCUCCGAUGCUGCCAGCCAUGAAGUUUCCGUCUUGGUCACUGUCCAGCAGCAGGAGGGCAGCCCUGUUUUCCGUCUUCAGAGCCCCAUCAUCUCCAUCGAGCCCCACAGCGUGCUGGUGCGCGGAGGGGAAGAGGUUUCCUUCAGCUGUCACAUCCACAAAGGCACCCCGCCCCUGGAGAUCACCUGGAAGCUGCCCAACGACCAGCUGCUAGAUAACGUGAGGAUCAGCCCUAACGGCUCUGCCAUCACCAUCUCCAACGCCCGUCCGGAAAACCACGGGCCCUACCGCUGCGUGGUCUCCAACCGGUUUGGGAUUGCCAACAGCCUGGUCAACGUCAUGGUCCAAGGGCUGCCUACCAUCUCAGUGGUGCCUAAGGGCCCCCUGCAGCUCAAGGUGGGCAAGUCCAUCAGCGUGGACUGCCUGGCGGCCGGAGACCCCCGGGCUGUAGUGCGCUGGACCAAGCUGGGAGCCUGGAGGAAGCUGGAGAACCAGAGGCUGCUACCGCUGGAGAGCCGAGCUGUGCUGCAGAUCUCCUCCGCAAAGCUGGGGGAUGCCGGCACCUACGUGUGCGUGGCCCAGAACUCCGUGGGCACCACAGAGGCCCAGGUGGACGUGAGCGUGGAGGCGGUGCACGGCAGGAGAGGAGUCCCCGAGAUCCACGUGACUCCGACCCAGACAGUGCAGGCCGGACAGACGGCUCGGCUCCAUUGCUCUGCCACCGGUGACCCGGCACCCACCAUCCAGUGGUCCAAGCUGCGGGCUCCGUUGCCCUGGCAGCAUCAAGUGGUGAACGAUACUCUCAUCAUCCCCCGGGUGGCCCAGCAGGACUCGGGCCAGUACAUCUGCAACGCCAGCAACUCUGCGGGGUUCACCGAAGCCUUCGUGGUGCUGGACGUGGAGAUACCACCCUACGCCACCAGUCUUCCCAACCGAGCAGUGGUGCAGGAGGGCGAGGCGGUGCAGCUGCAGUGCCUGGCCCACGGCACGCCCCCCCUGCGCUACCAGUGGACCAAGGUGAACGGCAGCCUCCCCGGACGGGCUACGGUACGAGACGGGGUGCUGCACUUCAGCCAGGCCGGGCACCGGGAUUCAGGCACCUACCGCUGCCACGUCAGCAACCGGGUGGGCUCCGCUGAGGCUUUGGCCCAGGUCUAUGUGCAAG